Messenger RNA from Sungouiella intermedia, 999 nucleotides. NCBI's taxonomy places the organism in Eukaryota, Fungi, Ascomycota, Pichiomycetes, Serinales, Metschnikowiaceae. The record is from the annotation of a GenBank genome assembly.
AUGGCUACAAAACAACCAACCAAGGCGUACGAAGCGCCUACGGCCACCUCCAUUGAAAUCGAGGGCAGUGUCUUGUUGUCUGUGGUCAGACACACCUCGGAGAACUACCCUUCGUUGUACUCGGGAUCGCUCUUAGGUUUUGAGGACGACAACGGAUCCAUCGAUAUCACCCACGCAUACCCUUUCCCAUACCCAGACCAGUACGAGGGCGGAUCUUUGAGAUCCAGAUCGGGAAACAAGUACCAGCAGGAGAUUUUGGAGGCGUUGAAGUCCUUGGGUCUGGGUGUCGAGUUUCAAGGCUGGUUCCAGUCCACCAUCUCUGGUAACUUCAUCACGUCGCUGUUGAUCGAGGCAUUGGCACAACAACAGUUGACCAACAAAAACGCAUUCAUUCUUAUCCACAACAUGGCUUCUAUCGGCAAGGCUGUCGAGUUGAAGGCGGUCAGAUUGUCGGAGAACUUCCUCUCUACAUACUUGGACGGCAAGUGGAAGACCAAGGACUUGGAGAACCACAAGUUGUCGUUCCUCAACAUCUUCGACGAGAUUCCUGUGAAGAUCCACAACCAGGAGUUGGUCAACUUGUAUUUGGCCGACACCAAACCAUCGGUUACUAGCAACGAGUUCGACAACUUGAACUUCUCAUCCAACUCGAACAUCACCACUCAGUUGUUGGAGAACUUGUAUAGCCAGAUCGAUUCGUUCAACUUCGACCAGACCAACUUCAACUACUAUCAGAGACAAUUGCAGAAGGAACACACUCGUAUUCUUCAGUGGAAGCAAGCUAGAAAGAACGAAAACGCCGAGAGAGCCAAGGUUGGCGAGUCUGAGUUGGACCCCGAGGAGUGGCAGACUCUCUUCAAGUUGCCCGCUGGUCCAUCCAGAUUGAACAACACUUUGUACUCUAGAGCUAUUGACGAGUUUGCUGAUGACAUCUUGAAGAAGUGUGACGAGGAGUUGAUCCAGAGCUUUGCUAUUGAGAGAAAGUUGACUGCCAACUAG